Botrytis sinoallii is the source of this 228-nucleotide messenger RNA. RefSeq lists its product as uncharacterized. Lineage: Eukaryota; Fungi; Ascomycota; Leotiomycetes; Helotiales; Sclerotiniaceae. Bases 1 to 228 code for a protein of 75 amino acids. The record is from RefSeq and is a predicted model, not a curated record. The transcript has a single exon.
AUGGUUUUCUUGCCAUCCAAUCUUUUCAAACCAAAGCCACGUGGGUCUAAGGUUUCUCCCAAGGAACCGGUUUUCCCUUACAAGACGACUCUGACUGAUGCGAUUGCGAAUCUGACAUCAAACGGCGACAACGAAGACCAUCCUACCCGUUUGAAUGAUGAAGCAAUCAACGCGGUCACGCUCAUGUCUCGAAUUCCAAAUAACACAGUUGUAUGUACUACUCAAUAA